Messenger RNA from Entelurus aequoreus (snake pipefish), 1212 nucleotides. RefSeq names its product alanine--glyoxylate aminotransferase-like. Gene Ontology annotation, cellular component: peroxisome. Lineage: Eukaryota; Metazoa; Chordata; Actinopteri; Syngnathiformes; Syngnathidae. The record is from RefSeq and is a predicted model, not a curated record. The transcript is spliced from 8 exons. Gene Ontology annotation, molecular function: L-alanine:glyoxylate transaminase activity; L-serine:pyruvate transaminase activity. The coding region runs from base 55 to 1197 and encodes 380 amino acids.
AGCAAGGCUCAAUCUCAGUCUUACAGCUGUUGGCAAGAAACGAGGACAACCACCAUGAUGCAGCGGACUCUGUUCAAGCGGAGUGCUGGGCUUCUAGCCCAGCAGGCGGCCACUGCUGCCGCUGCCACCCUCGACAGUCCACUAACCGCCAGGAGCGCACCUCUGCUGCAGCGCCUGGACCGCACCAUGUCCUCUGUCACCAUACCGCCGCCGGCGUGCAUGCUGCGGCCACUGGAGGCGCCUCUGCGUCGUUUGUUCGGACCAGGACCCUCGAACGUCCCCCCGCGUGUUUUAGCUGCGGGGGCCAAGCCGAUAAUUGGUCACCUGCAUCCAGAAAUGUAUGAGAUCAUGAAUGACAUUAAGAAGGGGAUCCAGUACGCCUUCCAGACCGAGAACAACAUGACAAUCUCAAUGAGCGGGUCCGGUCACGCCGCCAUGGAGUGUGCGGUGUUUAACGUCGUGGAGCCCGGGGAGAGUGUCCUCGUCGCCAUUAACGGGAUCUGGGGCGAGCGAGUUGCAGAAAUCGCAGAAAGAAUGGGUGCAAAUGUACAUAGAAUGGUGAAAACGCCCGGUGGAUAUUUCAGCAAUCAAGAAAUUGAACAGGCAAUAGAGAAACACAAGCCGGUCCUGUUUUUCCUAACACAUGGAGAGUCAUCGGCUGGUCUAUGCCACCCCAUGGACGGCAUUGGGGACAUCUGCAGAAAAUAUGAUUGCCUCUUCCUUGUCGACACCGUUGCGUCACUCGGGGCAGCGCCCAUUUUCAUGGACCAGCAAAACAUUGAUAUCCUGUACACGGGCUCUCAGAAGGCCCUGAACGCACCGCCUGGCACAGCACCCAUCUCUUUUAAUGACAAAGCAUGCCACAAAAUGUUUAACAGGAAAACGAAACCAGUCUCCUACCUCUUUGACAUGUCGCAUUUGUCCAACUACUGGGGUUGUGACGGUAAACCAGCCAGAAUGUAUCACCACACUGGCCCAGUGUCUGGGUUCUUCACCUUAAGAGAGAGUUUGGCGAUUCUUGCUGAAAAGGUAAGGGGACACUUUAUUCCGGGAUGCAGGAGAACCUUUGUUUACAUUCUAAACCGGGGGUCUGCAACCUGUGGCUCUUUAGCGCUGCCCAAGUGGCUCCCUGGAGCUUUUUCAAAAAUGUAUAAAAAUAGAAAAAAAUAUAUUUUUGUUUUAAUAGGGUUUCUGUAGGAGAACAAUAUGACA